AUGGUCCUCGGCUUCGGAUGCUGCGAGUUGAUCUUCUCCGUCCUCUCAGUCAAAAUCGACGAGCCCGCAGCCCACUACCGCACUCCAGCAGGCGACCCAGCCGCCUGGUCUGUCGUCACGCCGGUGGAUCGAGUACGACGAAAAGACGCUGCUCGAGAACCUGCCGCGGCAGGCGCUGAACCAAGACGGCGGCUUGAAUGUGGUAUGAACAAACGAUUUUUUGUGCACCGCGCUCUUGACGCCGGCGUCGCGUAUUCUCAACGAGUCCUUGAGCGGAAGCGGCGGCGGCUCCUCGGACAAGGACGGCGGUCGACAUUGAAUGACAAGGUGUAUGUCGACCCGGCGGUGCAGUCGCCGGUCAAAGUCAUUCAGCCCGUUGCGCGAGACGGCGCCGGCCGGCGCCGCGGCGAUCACAGUGGUGGAAGGAGCGAUGACAGCCGCAGUCCACAGCGGUCGAAUGAGAGCUGGGUCGAGAUUCGAAAAAAGGCCAAUCCGGACUGCCUUGUGCUGUACAUGGACGCGCCUGCGCCUGUGGCUGCGGCUGCGACGGCCGCAGAUGCGGAUGCGGAUGCGAAUUUUGGCCUCGGCUACAGAGCCCUGAAGGCCGUUAACCUAUCGGUUAUUCUGGCCAGCAUAUCCGAGUACGUUCCACAGAUCCAUGACAGCCGUGCCGGUUGUGAUGUGAUCGGUGCGGCCAAACGUGGCCUUUUGCACAUCACGGGUGAGCCGUAUAGCGUGCCAACCAUGCCUGGUGUUGGGCUCGUGGGCAAGUGCACUGGCUCAUACCUUCACGGAGCAAUUCUUUCGGCACUACGCCAAUGGGACGUGACCGGCAGCCGUUUUGGGGGGAUUGGACAACACGUUGACACGUCGCUGCUUGAAAGAACGUUCAGCAUCAUGGCCAUCGUCUACAUACCGCGGCCGAACCUCGAGAAAGAGGCGCAUCGCUGGGGCAUUGGACACCCGAAACUGGUACCAUAUGCAUCGUUUCCGACAAAGGACACCUCCUUUGUGAUUGGCGCCGUCAACGACCGGCCGUUUGAGACUGUGUGUCAGUUGGCGGGCGGGAAGCACGCUGCGAGAACGACAACAUUGUCAUGGGCACCAUCGGAUGUACUUGUGCUUCUGUCUGUGGUGGCAUUGCAUCGCUCCCCAAAUCACAUCUGUGCUCGUCCAACUCGGCACGCAUUAAGAACCGCGUCUCGCUUCAUAAUCUCUUAG
This is a messenger RNA of Sporothrix schenckii 1099-18, 1221 nucleotides long. RefSeq lists its product as uncharacterized. NCBI's taxonomy places the organism in Eukaryota, Fungi, Ascomycota, Sordariomycetes, Ophiostomatales, Ophiostomataceae. The record is from RefSeq and is a predicted model, not a curated record. The transcript is spliced from 3 exons. Bases 1 to 1221 code for a protein of 406 amino acids. Gene Ontology annotation, molecular function: catalytic activity.